Messenger RNA from Camellia sinensis, 2411 nucleotides. It is a transcript of the gene FAB1, whose product is annotated as fatty acid biosynthesis 1. Gene Ontology annotation, biological process: fatty acid biosynthetic process. Gene Ontology annotation, molecular function: 3-oxoacyl-[acyl-carrier-protein] synthase activity. The record is from RefSeq and is a predicted model, not a curated record. NCBI's taxonomy places the organism in Eukaryota, Viridiplantae, Streptophyta, Magnoliopsida, Ericales, Theaceae. Gene Ontology annotation, cellular component: chloroplast stroma; mitochondrion.
UUUUGCUCUAUGUUGCUCACAUGAGAGAGAGAGAAUAGAGAAGAGGGAAGAGAGAGAGAGAGAGAGACUCAGAUUGCUUGCCCAAAACUUGGCGUCUCGAACGGUUUCGAAACAGAGAUCCAAAAAGACGACGACACAACUUCGAUACCCUUCUUGAUUGCUGUUCAUCUCUCCCAGAUUCAAACAAACCCAUCUCCAAAUGCCCAUUUCUCAAUAGUUUCUGAACUGGGUUUUUGGGUUCUCGGAGUGUUGUUGUGCGUAGUAGCAACUAUGGCGGCUUCUUCCGUGGUGUGUACAUGGCUCGUCGCCGCUUGCAUGUCCGUUGCUUGUGAAAAAGACCAACAACAACAACCCAUGAUGAUGAUGAUGAAUCAAUCUUCGUCGAAGCGAUUUAGCAGAUGGGCUCGGAAGAGGAGGGUUUUAUCUAAAUGCAGAGCUGGUUGUUCUGAAAUCCCCAAGGGUCGCCUAAUCUCAUCGGGCAUUCAGGGUUUGAUGUCCUCUUACUUGCCUUUCGAGCCCUGCGAUGAGUAUUACAGUUCCAAAGGUCUUUGCUCUUCUGAUUUCUUUGGCGACAAUGGUUUCUCUUCUCUCUUUGGAUCCACCAAUGUUCCUCUCUCUCGCAGACAGAGACGCUUCAAUCGAGCUGUCCAGUCCGGGGAAGCAAUGGCUGUAGCUGUGCGACCUGCAAAGGAAGUCACGGCAAGAAAGAAACCUCCCACUAAGCAAAGGCGAGUAGUUGUGACAGGGAUGGGUGUGGAGACUCCAGUUGGUCAUGAUCCAGAUGUCUUUUAUCAUAAUCUGCUUGAAGGUGUCAGUGGCAUAAGUGAAAUAGAGGCUUUUGACUGUGCUCAAUAUCCAACGAGAAUUGCUGGAGAGAUCAAGUCUUACUCAACAGAUGGAUGGGUUGCUCCUAAACUUUCCAAAAGGAUGGACAAAUUCAUGCUUUACAUGCUAACAGCUGGCAAGAAAGCAUUGGAAGAUGGUGGAAUUACAGAAGAUGUAAUGAACGAACUAGAUAAAACUAAAUGUGGGGUUUUGAUUGGCUCGGCUAUGGGUGGCAUGAAGGUUUUCAAUGAUGCUAUAGAAGCUUUAAGGGUCUCAUACAGGAAGAUGAAUCCUUUUUGUGUACCUUUUGCAACUACAAAUAUGGGAUCUGCCAUGCUUGCAAUGGAUCUGGGUUGGAUGGGCCCCAACUACUCGAUCUCUACUGCUUGUGCCACAAGCAACUUCUGUAUAUUAAAUGCAGCAAACCAUAUCGUCAGAGGUGAAGCUGACAUGAUGCUCUGUGGUGGUUCAGAUGCUGCUAUCAUACCAAUUGGAUUGGGAGGUUUUGUGGCAUGCAGAGCACUUUCUCAGAGAAACAGUGAUCCUUCAAAAGCUUCACGCCCAUGGGAUAUUAACCGUGAUGGAUUUGUCAUGGGAGAAGGAGCUGGAGUUUUGCUUUUGGAAGAACUAGAGCAUGCUAAGGAAAGAGGUGCAAAUAUCUAUGCAGAAUUUCUGGGUGGAAGCUUUACUUGUGAUGCUUACCACAUGACAGAGCCCCAUCCUGAAGGGACCGGUGUUAUUCUAUGUAUAGAGAAGGCCUUAGCUCAGUCUGGGGUGUCCAAGGAAGAUGUGAACUACAUAAAUGCCCAUGCUACAUCCACACCAGCUGGAGACCUAAAGGAGUACCAAGCCCUCAUACGUUGUUUUGGCCAGAACUCUGAGUUACGAGUUAACUCUACGAAAUCUAUGAUUGGUCACCUACUAGGCGCAGCUGGAGCCGUGGAAGCUGUUGCAACUGUGCAGGCAAUACGGACAGGGUGGGUUCAUCCAAAUAUCAAUCUCGAGAAUCCAGAUAAAGGCGUGGACACGAAUGUGCUGGUCGGUCCGAAGAAAGAAAGAUUGGACAUUAAGGUGGCAUUGUCUAAUUCAUUCGGAUUUGGCGGCCACAACUCAUCAAUCUUGUUUGCCCCUUACAAGUAGACAUGGCGGGCUUCUCCAACCGGGCUCUAAACAAUGCUGAAGGUGAGUAAGCACGUAACUGUGUUUUACGAAUUACCAUGGGAGUUGGAAUACUAGAAAACUGAGCAUCGGCAUUGUCACUGUAACUAAAGCUCAUCCCUCUGAUCCUUUGUUUUUUUCCCCGCUUUGUGAUGUUAUAAGAACUACUCAAUGGUGAUAUUCAAUUUGAAUCCAUCAAAAGAGAAAAAUCAGUAGAGGAAAACUGAUACAUGUAUUCAACAGUUUAGCAUGUAUGACAGUAGUGAAGAAAUUUCUGUUAGCCUUGGAUUUUAGCUACUUCAAAGAAAAAAAUCAGACAAUGCACGCUGUUUUUGAGACUUGUAUUACCUUUAUCACUUUCUUCACCGGGCAAUGAUGUGCUAAGCUAUGACUCGCAAUUUCUAGGUGUAUUUUGGUUCACUUUGUCA